Aegilops tauschii subsp. strangulata is the source of this 3282-nucleotide messenger RNA. RefSeq names its product putative wall-associated receptor kinase-like 11. Gene Ontology annotation, biological process: protein phosphorylation; cell surface receptor signaling pathway. The record is from RefSeq and is a predicted model, not a curated record. NCBI's taxonomy places the organism in Eukaryota, Viridiplantae, Streptophyta, Magnoliopsida, Poales, Poaceae. Gene Ontology annotation, cellular component: plasma membrane. Gene Ontology annotation, molecular function: calcium ion binding; protein serine/threonine kinase activity; polysaccharide binding.
CAGAGAGAGAGAGAGAGAGAACGAGUCGAAAGGUGCGGGCACGCGGACGCCUGGCAGGUGGCCGGCGGCGCAGCUGUGCAGAGGGGUCGUGUACUCGCAGGUCAGUCCACCUCUUCUAAAUUCUUCCCGAAGUGGCUGCUGCUCCAUGGGGAUCGGAAUCAACGGCGAACAGUCCACCGUUCUUAGUUCAUUUCGGCUUGCAGGCGAUCUGUUCGAUGAAAUGCUCCAUGCGGAUUAGUAAUGUACUCCGUAUAAAAUAGUCUCAACUCUUAAAAGAGAAAUUUCAGCAUCAGGUUCUCUUGCAACACAAGAAUGUCACAUUAGAAAGUUCAGUCACCACGUGCUAAAUGUGCUCAGCUAUCUCAAAACUGAAAAGGAAAAAAAAUCAGUUCAACCAUCUCAGCGAAUUGGAACUUGACAUAUACACGUGUCUUAAAUAGGGCCAUGACUAGUUUUGCUUUGAAAUUUCCUCUUACCUACACAGAACCUAUCCUUUUUUUUUUUCAAGAACACGCAAGAGAGUUGCGUGCCUUAUACAUUAAGGAAGAGAAGAUGGCAUACAAGCGAUAGUCGACAAGCCGACGUCUCGCUGCACAAAACCUAUCCUGAUUGAAACUUUCUUGGAAGUAUAUAUAUCAACCAGUCCGUCAUGCUUUAGUCAGUUCGGUUGCCUCGUUGGACUUUGAAAUAGGGUCAUGACUAGCUGCCCUCAUUGGACUUUGAAAUCAACCGACAAGGGGUACCAGCCAGCUGGUAGUUAAGAACCUAUGUUCGUUGUUAGCUUCAAAGUUCAAACAGAUACAAGAAUAGCUGUGUUCAACUCGUACGCUUAGAGAGAUGACGAUUUCGAUCCCUUCUUCCCGUCGAGCGUCGAUUGGCACCAUUGGAGCACUCAUGUUUCAGCUCCUGGUGGUGGCACUGGCAGCAGGGCCAAUAGCCUUGCCCGGCUGCCCCGAAAGCUGCGGCCACAUUACCGUGCCGUACCCUUUCGGCAUCAGCAAAGGCUGCUUCCACGAGGGCUUUGGUCUCACCUGUGACGAGAUGCAGUACCCACCAAGGCUGUUCUUGGGUGAUGGAGUGGAAGUGCUUGGCAUCUCCUUGACUGAUGGCACGGUGCGGAUCCGGAGCAAGGUUUUGCGAUCAAGCUUCUCUGAGUUCAACGGCUCAUGGUCCGGCCCUGCAGUAACCUGGCCCUUCUCGGUAUCAAGCGCGUGGAACUGGUUUGUGGCCAUUGGAUGCAACAUCGUAGCUAAGCUCGGCCAUCCGAGCGGGCUCCAUACUCAGGACGGGAGCCAGGCCAGCACCUGUGCCGCUGCUUGCCUGGACGACCACCAGAACUUCACUGGUACAUCGUGCUCGGGUAUUGGCCGCUGCCGCGCAUCUAUCGUGUGGGAGCUGCCAUCCUAUGGCAUCCAAGUUACACCACUUGCUGCGUUGACACCUGACUUCUCGUCAUACACAGGUGUGUAUGUGUUCAUUGUUGAUCAGGACUGGUUCAGCAGAAAUGAAAAUGAGAUGAUGGUCAACUUCACCCAUUCAUAUGAGAAAACCAUGGUUGAGAGUGUACCGGCAGUGUUGGAGUGGUGGUUGGAUUUGAUCGGCAACAAGGACAUGUUGCCGUUGUCUGUCAGGCCCAAUUCUUCCGAAUUUAGAUGUUUAAGCUUGAACAGCGAUAGCUAUUUCGUUUUUGGAGAUUAUGAAAAAAGACGGUGCAACUGUUCUCAAGGAUACGAGGGCAACCCUUACAUCACUAAUGGGUGCCAAGAUAUCGAUGAGUGCCUACAACCAGAUGUUUAUCCCUGCAAUGGGACCUGCAUCAAUAUGCCAGGGACAUACCGAUGCUCAGCAAAGAAAAGAAUCAUCAGCUUACCAGGUCUAAUUACCAUAAUAGCAAUUGGUGCUGGUUUUGGCCUACUGUUUUCACUCCUAGGUGUUGCCCAAGUCACCAAAAAACUUAGGAAACGAAGAGCCAAGAAGUUCAGACAAAAAAUCUUUAAGAAAAACCAUGGACUUCUUCUACAACAGUUAAUCUCUUCGAACAAAGAUAUAGCCGAAAAGAUGAAGAUUUUCAGCUUAGAAGAGCUAGAGCAAGCAACCAACAAAUUUGACCAUAAUCGGAUCCUUGGCGGCGGUGGGCAUGGCACGGUGUAUAAAGGCAUCUUAUCUGACCAACGUGUCGUGGCCAUCAAGAAGGCCAAUAUUGUUGUGCAGAGGGAAAUCGACCAGUUUAUAAAUGAGGUUGUUAUACUUUCACAGACAAACCAUAGGAACGUGGUGAAGCUCUUUGGUUGCUGCCUCGAGACAGAAGUUCCUCUACUAGUUUAUGAGUUCAUAUCGAAUGGAACUCUCUCUUGUCAUCUCCAUGGUCAAAGUGAUAACCAUUUAUCAUGGAAAGAUCGAUUGAGGAUUGCACUGGAAACUGCAAGGGCUAUUGCAUAUCUACACUCUGCUGCUUCCGUAUCAGUAUACCAUAGAGAUAUCAAGUGCGCCAAUAUACUACUUACUGAUACUUUGACAGCAAAAGUAUCAGAUUUUGGAGCUUCGAGGUCAAUUGCAAUAGACCAGACAGGAAUACUUACAGUUGUCCAAGGAACCUAUGGUUACCUUGAUCCUGAAUACUACUACACUAGUCGAUUGACGGAGAAGAGUGAUGUUUACAGCUUUGGUGUCAUCCUAGCAGAGCUACUGACAGGGGUUACACCAGUUUUUUCUUCUCAUUCAUCAGAAGCCACAAGCCUAGCAUCACACUUUGUAUCACUAAUGAGCGAAUAUCGGCUGUCAGAUAUUCUAGAUACACGAAUUGUUCAUGAAGGAGCUGAAGAUGCUGAAGUGGUUGCAAGACUUGCACAAGCUUGUUUAAUCUUAAAAGGUGAAGACAGACCUACGAUGAGGCAAGUAGAGACAGUACUUGAAGAUGUGCAGAGUUCAAAGGUCCGUCUCAAUUCUCAGACAAUAAGAGUGAGCCAGACUUCUCUAAAAGACCUGCCAUGGAAGGGCAACAAAGGCGAAGAAGGAACUAGAUUGUACAGCUUGGAAAAGGAGUUCAUCCAAUCAUCUGAAAUUCCUAGAUGAGUUUACUUGCAUGGUAAAAUGUGUCAACUAGUAUUGUUGGUUUGGGUGCCAUAGUGCAAACGAAAUGCAAAUUCUUUUUUGGAAACAACAUCCGAAUGUAAAUUAGUAACUCUUGACUGUAACCAUAUGUGUAUUUUGUAUGAUAUUGGGUCAGGCAGGACCAAAUGUGCAGAAGUAAAUAAAACGAUUUCAGUAACUGUUUCUAUUAAA